This is a messenger RNA of Xenopus laevis (African clawed frog), 1036 nucleotides long. RefSeq names its product copper metabolism domain containing 1 L homeolog (gene commd1.L). The coding region runs from base 296 to 856 and encodes 186 amino acids. The record is from RefSeq and is a predicted model, not a curated record. Gene Ontology annotation, biological process: negative regulation of sodium ion transmembrane transport; positive regulation of protein ubiquitination; regulation of proteasomal ubiquitin-dependent protein catabolic process. The transcript is spliced from 4 exons. Lineage: Eukaryota; Metazoa; Chordata; Amphibia; Anura; Pipidae. Gene Ontology annotation, cellular component: endosome.
GUUUACGGUAUCGCGAUUUUCUGUGGGAGAGGAGGAGAAAGCUUUCAGGUGACAGUAGAGGUCUGAAACUAGCGGCUGUGUUUGUUUAGUUAAAGCGAGACUGUUGGGCACUUGGAUUAGUAGGCGAAGUUUGAACUUCCUCCAAGUUUAUUUAAUCCCCAUACGGCUCUACCGGGACGAAAACUAGCUAAUUGGGAAUGUACGGCGGAAUUUUGCAGAACAGCCAAUCACGACGUCCGUAGUGUCACGUGAGAACUAUUUUUCUUUUGGGUCACGUGAAAGGUAGGAGCUGACCAUGGCAGAUGCAGAGGGCGCCAAGCGUUUGACAGGACUGCUGAAUGGCAUCGCUCAGAGUAGUUACUAUGGCAACGCAGACAUCACCGAGGAGUUGUUGAAGAGUGAGCUGUACCCUAAUUUACCGGCAGACCAGUUCAGGGCCUUGCUGGAGAAAAUGAGAGGUCUUCUUAAGUCUAUUGUCUCUGCAGAUAUGGAUAUAAACCAGAUUGAUGCCUUUCUGACUGCCCAGGCUAAAAAGCAAGGAGGCAUCACAACAGAACAGGCUGCGGUUAUAGCUAAAUUCUGGAAAAACCACAAGAGGAAAAUACGUGAGAGCGUGGUCAGUCAGAGCAGGUUGGAAAACAAUCUAAAGAGCAUGAAUUGGAGAAUCGACCUCAAGUCACAGUCCAGGCACACGGAUCAGGAAAACAGCCCUGUUGCCAUAGUGGAAAUGGAGAUCGGAAAGAAUGACAAGGAAAGUGAAUUUGUGUAUUUGGAAUUCAAUGAAGCAAAGAUAAACCGGAUGCUGAAGCAACUGGCAGAGGUGGAGGACUCCAUAAGCGCAUUGACCCAGAGCUGAUCCAGACUCGGCCUCAGGCAAUAUCCGAUAUCUUUAUUUCUGGCAAUAAGACUAACAGAUUUUUCUUUAUAAAUGUACUUCAUCCCAUCCAAGUGCCUGCAUUUUACACAUAUCCAUGAGUAUCUUCAUAUAUUUAAGAUCAAUGUCUACCAUUUUCAAUAAAACGUUGUUUCUCAUGCA